Messenger RNA from Meloidogyne enterolobii, 377 nucleotides. NCBI's taxonomy places the organism in Eukaryota, Metazoa, Nematoda, Chromadorea, Rhabditida, Meloidogynidae. The record is from the annotation of a GenBank genome assembly.
AUGCAAAAUCGCUACUGCUACAAGGUCAAGUCGACGAACAAUGAGCACUACCGUGUCAGCUCUGUCUACGGAUUCAUUGAACCUCUGGGCUCUGUGAAGAUCGACGUGAACCGAUUGCCUGGCCCGCCGAAAAGUGAUGAUCGUCUGGAGAUUCUGUUCCAGCCUGUCGAAGCUAGUCAAACUGAUCCGAAAGGACCAUUCGCCAAUGGAGCAUCGGAGUUCAAGCUGGAUGUGAAGCUGUGCGCGGAAUGAAGAGGGCUUUCCUUGAGACGGAGACGAUAAUAAAAGCUGUGAUAUUCCCCUCGAUAGAAAGUAUAUGUAUGCCUCAUAAAUGUAUAUAUGCCCCCUAAAUGUCUUUGUAUUAGACCCUCAAUUCU